AUGGCGUGGGCUUUAGUCACGCCUUCGUCGAGGGGUAUUGGUCUCGCUCUUACCAGACAUCUCCUCAAGACGACCCCGGCCAGUGUGCCGGUUGUGGCAACGGCGAGAUCGGAUCUGGACGGAGUGAAAGAGAGGAUCUUGUCGGGUCUUGACUUGGAUGAGUCUCGUGCAUCACGGCUAGAUGUGCAGGAAUGUGAUGUUCUCGAGGAACCAUCCAUCUCAGACUUGGCGGGAUAUUGCAAAGAACGGUACAAUGACAAAGGAAAGAACAAGGCAGCUCACAUGAGGUUGGGGUUGUUCCUGCCAGGUAUGUUACAACCUGAAAAGGCACCUGACAAGAUUGAGUACCACACAGCACUGUCCACCUUGAAGCUCAAUCUACUGGCUCCCAUGAUGCUGGUUAAACAUUUAUCUGGAUUUGUUCCGCGCAAAUCCGUCGAGCUGCAGUCCAUCCAAGGUCUGCCUCCUUCCUCUGUAAUAGCACUGAUGAGUGCGAGAGUGGGUUCAAUUGGAGACAAUCGACUAGGAGGAUGGUAUAGCUACCGUGCAUCCAAGGCCGGAGUCAACCAACUGGUCAAAUCGACGGAUAUCUAUCUCAGACUGCAGAGUGCUGAGAAUACCAUGUGUAUUGGGCUUCACCCUGGCACGGUGAGAACAGACCUGAGUGAGCAAUUCUGGCAGAGCACCCCAAAGGAGAAGCUGUUCAGUCCAGAAUACAGUGCAGAAAGGUUGCUGGAGGUCAUCUGCGGCAUAAAUCAAGAUGGAAGAGGGAGGUGUUGGGACUGGGCAGGAAAGGAAGUGCCUCCAUGA
Exophiala mesophila is the source of this 810-nucleotide messenger RNA. RefSeq lists its product as uncharacterized. The record is from RefSeq and is a predicted model, not a curated record. Lineage: Eukaryota; Fungi; Ascomycota; Eurotiomycetes; Chaetothyriales; Herpotrichiellaceae. The transcript has a single exon. Bases 1 to 810 code for a protein of 269 amino acids.